This is a messenger RNA of Rhagoletis pomonella (apple maggot), 3258 nucleotides long. RefSeq lists its product as uncharacterized. Bases 1 to 3258 code for a protein of 1085 amino acids. Gene Ontology annotation, molecular function: DNA helicase activity. The record is from RefSeq and is a predicted model, not a curated record. NCBI's taxonomy places the organism in Eukaryota, Metazoa, Arthropoda, Insecta, Diptera, Tephritidae. The transcript has 3 exons. Gene Ontology annotation, biological process: telomere maintenance; DNA repair.
AUGGCAUCCAUGUACCUAGCGCAUGACAAGGAGGUGCCAACUACCUGCAUUAAAGACCUAGUGGCCAGCACGAGAGAGGCGCUAAUUUUGGGAGGUGACGCGAAUGCCCACCAUCACACCUGGGGCAGCUCCGAUGAUAACGAACGGGAUGUCGCCAUUGGACCGAUGAAUAAAGUUUGUUUGCAUUGCCAUGCUUUGAAGUUUGCAAAGGAAUCACCAGGAAUGUGUUGUUCAAAUGGUAAAAUAGUUUUGCCAUCGUUAAUUGAGGCACCUGAAUCACUACUUAGUUACCUUUCUGGCACAACUCCUAUUUCAAACCACUUUUUGAAAAACAUACGCAAGUACAACUCUUGCUUUCAAAUGAAUUCGUUUGGAGCAACGAAAAUUAUAUCUGAAGGCGGUUACAUGCCAACUUUCAAACUUCAAGGCCAAAUAUACCACAAAAUCGGUUCAUUGCUCGCAGUGCCACAACAAGAUGCGAAAUUUCUGCAAAUUCAUUUCACUGGAAAUGAUGCACUGGAAGUAGACAAGCGUUGCGCAAUUAGUUCUGGGAUCCGACGCGAGAUCAUUUCAAGCUUGCAGGCAAUGUUCCAUGAACAAAACAAUUUGAUUCGCCUUUUUAAAACAGCUCUGGAGCAAAUGCCAUCAGAUGACUAUAGUGUUGUUAUUAGAGCAGAUAAAGCUCCUGCUGGUGAUCACAAAAGGCGCUUCAAUGCUCCAGUAACAGGGGAUGUUGCAAUUGUAAUAGUUGGCACCGAAUUCGAUCGACGUGACAUCAUUAUCCACCGGCGAAAUGCUAAUGUGCAGAGAGUAUCGGAAACACAUGGAUCGUAUGAUGCACUCCAAUAUCCAGUGCUCUUUCCCCAUGGAGAAGAAGGAUAUCAUUUCAACAUCAGGCAAGUCGACCCCAGCACAAGUGAAGCGACGACAAAGAAAGUGUCCUGCAUGGAUUAUUAUGCAAACCGCAUUAUGAUUCGUGGAAAUGAAUCCAAUCAUAUCUUAAAAUGUCAUGAAUUAUUCCAACAGUUUAUUGUGGACAUGUACGCGAAAGUCGAAAGUGAACGUCUUCUUUUCAUUCGCUUAAAUCAAAAGAAUCUGCGCGUUGAAGAAUACGUUCAUUUACGUGAUGCAGUUGCUAAUGAUGGAAACAUUGCUGACAUUGGACAAAUGGUAAUUUUACCUGUAACAUAUGCAGGAAGCCCGCGGCACAUGCACGAAUACGGGCAAGAUGCUAUGACCGUUAUAUCAGCCGAGCUUCCAAAUCAAGCCGAAGAUCCCAUUCUUUUUGAAAUAAUCAAGAAAAAUAUGAUUCAUGGGCCAUGCGGUACUUUUAAUCCUAAUUCACCAUGUAUGCAAAACGGCAAAUGCACAAAGCGAUAUCCACGUGAGUUGAUUACUGAAACUCAAACUGGAGGUGAUGGAUAUCCUCUGUAUAGGCGAAGAAAUCCCACUAAUGGUGGAUACACAACUACUAUUAAGAUGCGAAAUGAAGAUAUCGACAUAGACAAUAGAUGGAUCGUGCCAUACUCGCCACUACUUUCAAAAAUGUUUAAUGCUCACAUCAAUGUUGAGUAUUGUAAUUCGGUAAAGUCCAUAAAAUAUAUUUGUAAAUAUGCUAACAAAGGCAGUGACAUGGCAGUAUUCGGAUUAGCAAAUCGAGGUGAUGAGAUCACGCAAUAUAAAACAGGGCGCUACAUCAGCAGUAACGAAGCAGUAUGGCGGAUAUUUGCAUUCAAUAUUCACGAACGAUAUCCAACGGUUCAACAUCUCGCUGUUCAUUUGGAAAAUGGUCAGCGGGCUUACUUCACCGAAGAAAAUGCGCAAAAUAGAGCAGAGCAACCACAAAACACAACACUGACUGCUUUUUUCGAAUUGUGUACAUCCGAAAAUUUUGCUAAAACGUUGCUGUAUCAAGAUGUGCUCAAAUAUCAUACUUGGAACACAUCGACAAAAAAGUUCAACAGAAGAAAAAGAGGUGCAAUUGUUCUAGAGCACCCUGGUAUAUAUUCGUCCGAUGCAUUGGGACUGGUGUACACUGUUCAUCCAAAUAACGCCGAGUGCUAUUAUUUGCGGUUGUUGCUGCAUACAAUCAAAGGGCCGACAUCAUUCCUUGCAUUGAAAACCAUCGACGGAGUAGAAUGCCAAACGUACAGAGAAGCGUGCUUUAAACUGGGCUUACUUGAGAAUGAUCAGAAUUGGAACACAACUCUGACCGAAGCAUCACUCACGUGCCAUCCAAAGCAAAUACGAACUUUGUUUGCGAUAAUUUUAACAACAUGCGCACCAUCGAAUCCUCGACAACUGUGGGAAAUGCAUCGUGAAAGCCUCAGUGAAGAUAUUCUAAGACAAGCACGUGCAAGCGAUCCAAGUCAGGAAUAUUCGGAUGACAUUUUCAAUGAAGCUUUAAUAUUAAUGGAGGACUUAUGCAUGUCAAUCAACAACAAAGCUCUUUGUCAACUCGGUAUGCUAGCACCGACACGAGAUAGAAAUGCUGUACAAGACAGAGACUUGAUGCGAGAACAGCAGUUUGAUGCAAAUCAGCUUGAACGAUUUGUGCAAACGCAAAAAGAGUUUUUAGUUGCUGAUCAGAAUUUAGUUGCUGGCGGAAUUAUCUUCCUAGAUGCUCCAGGAGGUACCGGGAAGACUUUCCUCAUCAAUUUAAUAUUGGCGUCAGUUCGAAUGCGAAAUGGAAUUGCAGUAGCAGUAGCAUCAUCGGGGAUUGCAUCAACACUACUUGAUGGAGGACGUACAGCGCAUUCAGCACUUAAGCUUCCAUUGAAUUUGCACCAGACCGAAACACCUACAUGCAACAUCAGCAAAAACUCUGGUAUGGCCAUAGUGCUUAAAACGUGCAAAAUUAUAAUUUGGGACGAAUGCACCAUGGCACCUAAGAAAUCGCUCGAAGCACUUGACCGAACUCUGCGAGAUUUUCGUGGAAAAGACCAACCGAUGGGAGGCGCUCUUAUACUCCUUGCAGGUGAUUUUCGUCAAACAUUACCCGUUAUACCACGAUCGACGCCUGCAAACGAGCUGAAAGCGUGCUUAAAGCCAUCGCAUCAGUGGAACUAUGUCGAAAAAAUUACGCUCACAACAAAUAUGAGAGUGCAUUUGCUGCAAGAUACGUCUGCCCAAAUAUUUUCAAAGCAACUUUUAGAUAUCGGAAACGGUAAAGUUCAUAUUGAUCGCACAACAAAUGAGAUAUCAUUUCCGUCCAACUUUUGUCAAAUGCAGCAGAGCAUUCAAGACGUCAUCGACUGA